This is a messenger RNA of Pocillopora meandrina, 1835 nucleotides long. NCBI's taxonomy places the organism in Eukaryota, Metazoa, Cnidaria, Anthozoa, Scleractinia, Pocilloporidae. The record is from the annotation of a GenBank genome assembly.
GUGGAAACCGAAAUAUAUAUAAAGGCUUCUUGUGACGAUUUCAAUUUCAGUAGAGAAGUUGAAAGCUUGCUAUGCACUGGAUGCGGUAGAUAUCAAAAUGGUUUCAAGGGAAUCCUUAGAAAUCUGGAAGGAUAUCAGGAAACGUAAAUCCGAAGAGCAAAAGCAUCUUCUUCGAUGGCAACUUCAAGCAAGGGAGCCGAUCCGUCGACUCUCAGACAUGAAACCAGGCGACCACCUCUUGAUGACAAGAAACCCAGGUAGUUUGUUGGAGUACGCGCACCAUUUUCUCUGCAGCGGAAUAGACGAGAUAAGCGGAAAGCCAAAGAUCAUUCACUAUUAUAACACACCGGGAAAUGCCAUGAAGCAGUUGUUUCCGACCUCCCUCGGUUCCGGUUCAUGUCUCGAACAGUUGGGGAAAAUUCAGGAGGCGACUUUGCCCGACGGAGACUUGAUCGCAAAGAAUGAUGUCGAUUCAGAGACGGACCUGUUAAGAGUCGAAGUGGAAAGGGUUGUUUGGCCGGACGAACUGCGACAAUACUCGACAGAAGAGGUGAUUGCAAGAGCUCUUAGAAGGAUGAACGAGAAGUACUACCAUCUGAUAAACAACAACUGUGAAUCAUUCGUUAUGUGGUGUUUGUGUGACCUUAACAUUAGCUUGCAGGUGACUAAAACGGGGAAAGCCCUCUCGGAGACAUCAAGUGCCGCGAUAAGAACACUUUGGCAUGGGAUUCAGCAGCUACCGAAGGUGGGUGCCGAAAUUUGGGACGACUUUGCAGCGGCUGCAGCUGGAAGAGCUGUGAGAAAUGCCUUCUCGAAACUCGGAAUCGGCAUUGGGGUUGUAUCGACCAUGGUUAUCGAAACCAUUAUGGCAAUUGUGGACAUUCGUAAGGAGUACGCGAAAUGGAGAGGUGGAGUAUUAAAUAAAACAAGAAAAGAGUUCAUCGCGGAAGUGGUUGACAAAGUGAUAUUGGCGCUUUUUCGUACCGGCGGAAGUAUCGCUGGGACGAUUGUAGGUCAAAUUUUUAUUCCUGUUCCAAUCGUUGGUGGCCUCGUUGGAGCUCUACUCGGAAUGUUUGGCGGUCAUUUGGUUGGGAAAUGGUUCUCAGCGCAAACAAAGGAAGCUUUUGGGCAGGCCAUUGACGCACUCAUAAAUGAACUUGAUGAAAUGAAAGCAAAACUUAAAGCUCACUCACAUAAAUUCGAGCAAAACAUAAAAAAUAUAUACUGUUUCUCUCCAAAAUGAAAGACGGUAAAGAUACAGUCUUGUUCUCCACCUAACCAACGAUAGAUAAGCAGCUCAGCGCUGUGUGAUACGAACUUAAUACAUAAUAUCGUCGCCCUAAGUUGGGAUUCUUGACAGACUGCUUUCUCUUCAGCGUUAUUCGUGGAGGUAGUUUAAAGACGUGAAAUGAUAUGCUAAGGAACUAACAACCAAUGCCAAAAACAGGCGUUUGAAAAAAAGAACAAGUGCUUGAUUGUUCAACGAAAGAACGAGUGAGGGAACGAAAGGACUGACUGACUUGACAGAGGAACGGAAGUACGAACCGAUCAAAACGCAAGUAGAAAACGCUGAGUAAUGUAAAUUCAAAUUUAGUUACUACAUAUAGUUGAGACAUGUGAUCUCUCUAAAAAGUUAGAUUUCUAUUAAAGUAGAAUUUAAUAUAUAUUAUAAACUAUGUUAUUGUUUAAAGUCAAUAAAAGGAAAAUUCUAGGUUUAAUUUUGUGUUAGGUUUUUAUUCGUAUCUUUUUAUUUUACAUAUUGACAUAUUUUUUUCUUUGAUGCACUAAUUCAGUCAACAAACGAUUUUCUUCGUCUUCUUCUUCUUCUUCUUCUU